Molecule: messenger RNA, 981 nt
Organism: Fonsecaea erecta
Lineage: Eukaryota; Fungi; Ascomycota; Eurotiomycetes; Chaetothyriales; Herpotrichiellaceae
Exons: 3
Coding region: 1-981 (326 amino acids)
Source: RefSeq, a predicted model, not a curated record
AUGGCGACCCUGGUCUUUAUCUCUAUGAUGGUCAACCUCGACGGCACCGUCAUUGUCACUGCCUUUAUUCAAUCUCCCCUCACAGAACUACAGUCCGGCAUCACAAACCUGGACUUCCACGAAAACAACAACUUUGCAGCUCUUGAUCGGGUCUUUCAGCUGCCACUUGUCUAUGGUGCCACACUUGUGGAAGCAACACGAAGGUCCAAGGGAGCUGAGCGGAUGCGGGUAGAGGUCGACGUUUUCUCUGAAGAUCUUUUCCAGGAGACGGAGCAAGAGCAAGGAAGGCGAAAGAAAUGGACGGCUUCGCAUAGCGACUUCUCGAAUGAGGAUAUGAAUACCAAAGAUGCACUCAUCGAUCUGAAAGCGACUGACUCACGAAAUUCCUGGGCAUUCGUGAGCAGGGACGAGAUAUUCACCUGGGUUGACAACCUGAGGGCGCUCGGUAUCAACGAUACAGUGCAGUCAGUCAUUCAGCGAAGGAAAGCUCUGGAUGCCCCAGUCCGCAAGCAGAAGACGAAGCCAUUCAAGAACGGGAGUAUCCACAAUCUCAGUCAGAGAGCUGCUCUCCGCGGCGGGGACGAAGUCAGAUGUCUACAGGACGAGAAAGAAAGACGAGUGUGGAAGCUGGAAGACCUCCUCCGCCGUCAAAGCCAACUCAGCCGGCCUGCCAGCGGGACUUUCCAGCACAUGGUAUGCGUCAGCGAUUUAGAAUCUUGGAUGGCCUCCUACCACCCGCCCUGGGACCGACGGAAAGGACACGUGUUCAUGAAGACCAUGACGAGAUCCCACAUUUUCCUUCCCGGACGUGCCUCCCGAUCUCCAAAAGGUAAAAGAAAAGCACUAAACCUAGGACACUUGUUGAAAUGGAAAAAGGAUGAAGACGGAACCUUCUUUUGCAGGGGCGACUUCCACUCGACGUGGAACAGGAGGUACGUGGUCGACAGGACUCAGGGUCUCAUUAUCGUCCUCGAAAUCUAA